UAAAAGCAUAUAAUACUUAUUUAUCUAGUUAAUUUAUCCAAAUAAAAGGCGUCAUUCCUGGAAAAGAGAAAAACAUUAAUUUAUAUUUACAAAUAACAGUAAAUUGCGCGAGAAAAAUCCCAAAAUAUCAUUUCCGAAAAUCGCAGUUCUCCACUUUGUAUGUUGGCCAAUGUAGAUUCUUCAAAACAGUGUCUUGUUAAUGGUUUAAAAAUUGAACAAAUUCAUCCAGCAAAAGUCCUUAUAGGAAAAUAAUUAAAACUUGUCUGGAUAUCGUCCAAAAACAAUCAACUGAAACACAAAAGAAGGUUUUUGGCGGCCAAGUUCAAUCACAUCCAAAUAGAUUUUCUUUUUCCUACAUUUCCCGAAAAACAUUCACCUGCGCACUUGGUUCGACAAGGUGAGGCGCAUCGAAAAAUCAAUAGGCGCAAGAAAGACGGGCACAGGUAGGACAAAUAUAAACCAGACAAGGAGGGUCUAGUCGAGGCCGAGACGCAAUAGAAAAAGCUGGCAACAAUUAAGUACGUCGUAGCGUCGUUGACGUUGAGACUGUACGCAGUUUAAUGAGAUGAUUUGCAAAAUUGAAUGCAGUCUAAUGUCCGCUUAACUCAGCUGUUAAAAGAGGUGACUGACAUUAGUUUUUGACGUCAAACACUGUGCUGUGUUGAGUUGAGGAAAAUUUAAUUUUCGCCAGUGUUUUCAGCAGGAAAGUGAGGCUCGUUUUUAAACAAUUUCCAAUUAGAAAAGUGUCCAUCCAGUUGUAGACGAAAAUGAGUGAACUUAGCCAGGAGGAGAUCCGUCGUCGACGUCUGGCACGUUUAACAGCCUCCAACAAUUCACCAUCGUCCACCUCCGUAUCACCCCUAGCCACGCCAAUUUCCCAAUCGCCAAUGUCCACCACGCAAGACCAAAGUCCGCCAAUCUUUGAAUCCCAACCGGGUUCGUUGGAAAACAAGUUUUUCGCACCAACCAAUGGAACCGUGCAGGCUCAGAAAAAAGACAAUAGUAAAGGUGCGGAAAAGGUGAUUGAGGGUGUGUUUAAGGAACCGAGUAAACCGAUCGACAUACAAAUGCCCUCCAGUUCCAAACAAAGAUCCAGAGCGCCGCCUGUUCGAAGCGAUUCUGAAACCAGCUCUAUUCAUAUGGAAGUGGAUGAGGCUAGCGGAUCUGCAGAUAAAAUUAGUGCGAAUACUGAUAUUGAUUCAGGAUUUGAGAAUAUGGAAGUUGACGAAUCUGAUCUAUUCAAAAAAGACAUUCAUCGACAACGCACUACCUCCUCAUCGACAGAAUUAACUGUUGAACAACUACAAAAUACUGUCGCGCGCAUUUUACAAUCAUCAUUUACAGAAAAUUCAUCGUCUGGUGUUUUCUUACCACAAACGGCUGAAUUGAUUAAGGAAACGCCUCAUGCAAGCAUACGCGACAUUACUUCAACAGCAAUUAUGGAAAUACUAACCAUAAUCCAAAAAGAUAAUAAUUCUUUUAAAAAUAUAACUUCGCAAAAUCCAGAUAUUACUGAUACAUACAGUUUACAUUCUGGUUCUGUGAGUCCUAUACAAAGUAGUCCAAGCACUAGCGAUACACAGUGCCCCGUACCCGCGCUGAUUAUGAAAGAAAAAAUUGAUGAUAGAAGCCCUAUGACUUUGGCAAUAAAGUUUUUAAUGGAAUCGUACAAUAGAGUUGCUCAAGAGGAAAGGAAUUUCCCGAAAAAAUCAAGCAUUCCACCUUUAAGUGAUGUUUUAACUGAAGUUAGAGCACAACUCAUCCAGUACACUGCCCUAGUUGUUAAACGCAAAGAAGAUGGCUAUGGAAAAUCUCCCCUUUUAGAACCCAUUGUCCAUCAAACUAUACCCAGAGGAUUUUUGACAGAAUUAGUAACUCGUACUCAUACAAAUGAGAUUUUAUUUAGUGAAGUUUUUAGUCCAAUACUACAAGGACUGUUUAGGCUUAUGCGGACUGCUGACUUUUCACAAAAUGAAACCGACGAGCAUAAGUGUCAUUAUAGGUUGCCACUUCAAGCGUUAUACGAAUUAGCUGAAAUUAGAUGCAACAGUAGACCAAUAUGCACCUUAAUUACUAAACAGUUUCAAUUUCACAUGUCGGAAGCGUUGACCAGCGCAAGUGGGCGUGAGUUGACUGUCUUGUCGUUUUUGGGUCCAUUUUUAGAUAUUUCUGUGUUUGCCGAGGAUAAUCCCAAAAUGGCUGAAAAAUUAACUUUUGGUAAAACUGCUAACGAAAAAAUCCUCAAACAGUGUUUGCAACAGGAAUUCGAACAAGUCCGCCACAUUCUUCAUAAAAUUUUCCACUUCAUCCUAGCUAAUCAGGACAGUAGAGAUAUUUGCCUGAAAUACUUGGCGCAAAUAUUGAAAAGCAACGAAAAACGCGCUCAAAUAGCAAUGGAAGGACGUCUAGUAGCUGGAGACGGUUUUAUGCUAAACGUAUUGACCGUAUUACAGAAUUUGUCAGUAAAAAUUAACUUUAACAAAAUGGAUUUGAUGUAUCCGUUCCAUCCGCAGGCGAUGAUACAAAUCCAAAAUGAUACAAGACUGAAAUUUUCUUCACAGGAAGUUGGCGAUUGGUUGGAAGAAUUUGGUAAAACUCAUGAGUUUCCAAAUCCUAAUUUUUCCACUAUUUGCUGGUUCUUAACAUUACACUGCCAUCAUUUGUCCCUUUUACCUACAAUACAGAAAUAUCAACGUACCCUGCGGACCAUUAGGGAUUUACAAAAGCUCUUAGACGAGACUAUAGCUGCUGAAGCACAAUGGAAAAAUACCCCAUAUGCUAUUAGAAAUAAGCAGUUUAUCAAAAAAUCAAAACAACAACUGAAAAAGUUAAAUAGAGCCAAAGGUUGCGCAGAUGCAGGCCUGUUAGAUCCAAACGUAAUGCGACGCUCUUUAUUGUUCUAUACAACAGUAUGUGACUAUUUGCUGAGCUUGAUGACUGGAGCGCCCCCUGGAACUCCAGUGUCAGAUUUGCCUUUACCUCCACCUCAAAGUCCUGCUUUCUAUGCCAUGCCUGAGUGGUAUGUUGAAGAUAUUGCUGAAUUUUUAUUGUUCGCUUUACAAUAUUUUCCAAAUCUGAUAACUGACAACGCAGAAGAUACGUUAAUAACUUGGCUGCUAGUGACAAUAUGCUCUUCAAAUAUGUUCAAAAACCCUUACCUCGUUGCCAAAUUGAUUGAAGUCGUUUUUGUGAUAAUACCUAAUAUUCAGCCAAGAUGUGAGCCAUUGUAUAACAGGCUGAUGUCGCAUCCUAUUUCACAAACAGUGUUAUCUAGUUGUUUGAUGAAGUUUUACACUGAUGUUGAAACUACUGGCACCAGUUCAGAGUUUUACGAUAAGUUUUCAAUUAGAUAUCAUAUUAGUCUUAUUAUUAAGGGAAUGUGGGGUUCGCCUAUUCAUAGAAAAGCAGUAAUGGAUGAAUCCAAAACAGGCACACAGUUUGUUAAAUUUAUCAAUAUGCUGAUGAACGAUACUACUUUUUUGUUGGACGAAUCUUUGGAAUCGCUGAAAAGGAUUCAUGAAAUUCAGGAAUUGAUUGCUGAUGAUAAAAAGUGGUCAAAACUGACAACUGAUCAACAAACAUCCAGAAUGAGGCAAUUGAGCGCCGAUGAAAGACAAUGCCGUUCAUACCUCACUUUAGCACGUGAAACCGUUGACAUGUUUCACUAUUUGACUGUGCACAUCAAAGAGCCGUUCUUGCGUCCAGAAUUAGCCGGCCGGCUGGCUUCAAUGCUCAAUUUUAACUUGCAACAAUUGUGCGGAAAAAAAUACAAAGAUUUAAAGGUUGAAAAUCCUGACAAAUAUGGUUGGGAGCCUCGAAGACUUUUGAGUUCGUUAGUUGACAUUUACUUGCACUUAGACUGUGAUACUUUUGCUGAAGCCCUUGCUAGCGACGAAAGGUCCUUCAGCAGACAACUGUUUAGCGAUGCAGCUUCCCUUAUGGAACGUGUUGGUAUUAAGACUACAGUAGAAACUGAACAAUUUAGAGAAUUAGCCGAAAAAGCUUGUAGAGUUGUAGAACGUAAUCAAAAGUCUGAUGCAUGGUUAGAAGAUGCGCCAGACGAAUUCAAAGAUCCCCUAAUGGACACUCUUAUGACUGAUCCAGUUUUGUUGCCAAGCGGACAAAUCAUGGAUAGAUCGGUGAUUAUGAGGCAUUUAUUGAAUAGCAACACAGAUCCGUUCAAUAGGCAACCGCUAACCGAAGAUAUGCUGUUGCCAGUUGAAGAUCUGAAGGAAAGGAUACGAAUAUGGAAAUCGGAAAAAUCGAAAACAACGCAUUUGAACUGAAAGUGCUGAAAAACAAAUUCCUAUAUUUUAUUGUUUAAAUCAAAAUUUGAUUGGAGAAUUAUUACUUUUUAUUUUCAUUAUGUGGCAAUGGUUGGUUGGAAUGUUUAGCAGGCAAUUCAAGGCUGAUUAAAUAGAUCUCUAAAUAAUAAAUCAAUAAACUGUUGCAUUUUUCUGAAGGUCAUUUUCACUAAAAAUUUUUUUUUGGUAAUUUAUCAUUGAUGAAAAUGGCCCCAACUGACUGCCAUUGCUUUUUGUUUGAUUGAUUUCUGUGAAUAUCGGCUUUAAUUUUUUGCCUAAUAAUUAUUAAUUUUGCUGCAAUAAUAAUAACGCGUCGAAUUGGAUUAUUAUUUUUUUUGUGUACAUAAUUUUCUAAGUUUAAACUAGUGAUAUGAUAAUUAUUAUAUGAAGAAAAAAGAUGGUAUAUUAAUUGAACUCACAGUGCGUAUUUGUGUGGAAAAAAUCUUUGUACUUUCUAUAAGGCCGUUUUUACAAUAUACCUUUUUGUGUUUAUAUUUUUGUUAAAAAUGAAGCUUGAUUCACACACAUCUGUAAUGUUUAUAAUAUCAGUGCCUAUUUUUGUCAGUAUUAGGCAGUGCAUGAUUUCAGUCAGUUAACAGCUGUGGUAUUUAUUCCAAAUAAACGCCACUUAUUUUGAUUCAACAGUGAUUUGUGUGAAUAGGCCUUAAUAGCAAGUGCAUUUCUUGCACGUAAAACGGUCUUCUUAUUUAUUUAGAGAUUAUAUCUAUUAUGAAAAUUUUUUAUAUGAACUUUAGGUUGUAGAUUGUUGAUAUAAUAAAUUCAUAAAAUUAUA
Ceutorhynchus assimilis (cabbage seed weevil) is the source of this 5097-nucleotide messenger RNA. The record is from the annotation of a GenBank genome assembly. NCBI's taxonomy places the organism in Eukaryota, Metazoa, Arthropoda, Insecta, Coleoptera, Curculionidae.